AAAAUUGUGAGUUAUUCUAAUUUAGACGUGGCUAAUUAAUCUGAUAUUUAGUUGGAAUAAGACUAGUAUUUGGAACACAAGAUGAAGUUAUUAGCUUUUCUCAGUGUUUUUAUAUUCAACACAGUUAGUUCACAAUAUCAAGGUUUUCAAGACAGACGAGAGAGAUAUUGUACAUAUGGUGAUAAUAUGUACAGACAUGGACAAGUUGUUACAUUACCAAGAAGUCCUUGUGCUACAUUCAGAUGUGACUACAAUACUUUACGGUUGAUCACACAAGAAUGUGUUGACAGAAAAGGACAGUGUAAACGUGUUGGUGAAAGAUGGACAGAAUCCUGCGUGUCCUAUAUUUGUCAGACUAAAAAACGAAACAACAGACAGGAGUACCAGGCUGUUAUAUCUAAUAUGCUGUGUACUGAUUCAAACGAGCAGUGUCGACAGCCUGGUACCCGCUUUCCAUUUAGAAUCGGCAGCAGGGUGUACAGAUCCUGUACUUGUAGGACAUGGCUCGAUAAUCUUACACAAAAGAUCAAAUAUUUCUGUUAAAUACAUCUUCAAAAUUGUGGUUGUAAUAUAAUAAGAAUAAUU
Lottia gigantea (owl limpet) is the source of this 585-nucleotide messenger RNA. RefSeq lists its product as hypothetical. The record is from RefSeq and is a predicted model, not a curated record. Bases 82 to 543 code for a protein of 153 amino acids. The transcript is spliced from 5 exons. NCBI's taxonomy places the organism in Eukaryota, Metazoa, Mollusca, Gastropoda, Lottiidae.